UCGGUAGUAGCUGUUGACACGCAAAAAUGAAACGACGCGUUUUAUACCACCAGCGUCCGAAGGGUUGUUAUUAAUCUAUUGAUUCUUGAGUUCCUGGACAAAAUAGAAUAUUUUAAAAUAUCUCUUGCAGUUUUGAAGUCACUGUGAAUUAGACGUAGAUAAGCUGAAACUUGACAAAUACGGCAGCUUAACGGUUUAUAAUCGAAAAUUGGAUAAAACGUUAAUAAUUAUGUGCAAUAAUAUGAGCGUUGAACAAUGAUGUUGAUGAAUAAGAUUGUGUGGUGGUUAAUAACCAUGAGUUUACGCGGCGAUGGAAAAAUAUUGGAUAAAAUUGUAUUGCAGAACUCUCAAUCUGCUUGGAAUAAGAUGAGUGAAUUGAUAAAAUUGUGUUUUUCUGAACGCACGAAUCCGGUUGUUAUUACUGAUGAUUUAGUUGACGCAAUCUAUGGACUUUCACGAGACAUUGAUCAUCCAAAUGUCAACGUCAUUGAUCGCAACUAUCAAGCAAGACAAAUCACGAUAUUCAACCGCACCUAUCCGACGUAUAUUCUUUCCGCUAAUUCAGCUAGUCAAUUGAAAAAUCUGUUGCAUGUAUUGAAGUCGUCGCCGACAUGGAGCAUUAAUUCUGUAUUUUUUAUUAUUGGAACCAACGCAGGAUCUUGUGGCGACGCUUCGAAAAUGCUCCAAGUUCUCUGGAAAUUGAAUUUGAUUUCAGCAUUCUACGUCUGCUACGAGCUGAAUGAGUCAUCGGCUCUAGGGCCGAGAAUUUAG
Messenger RNA from Cotesia glomerata, 771 nucleotides. RefSeq lists its product as uncharacterized. The transcript has 2 exons. The record is from RefSeq and is a predicted model, not a curated record. Lineage: Eukaryota; Metazoa; Arthropoda; Insecta; Hymenoptera; Braconidae. The coding region runs from base 256 to 771 and encodes 171 amino acids.